This is a messenger RNA of Populus nigra (black poplar), 2295 nucleotides long. RefSeq names its product DNA topoisomerase 6 subunit A. Gene Ontology annotation, molecular function: DNA topoisomerase type II (double strand cut, ATP-hydrolyzing) activity; DNA binding; ATP binding. The transcript is spliced from 2 exons. NCBI's taxonomy places the organism in Eukaryota, Viridiplantae, Streptophyta, Magnoliopsida, Malpighiales, Salicaceae. The record is from RefSeq and is a predicted model, not a curated record. The coding region runs from base 75 to 1346 and encodes 423 amino acids. Gene Ontology annotation, cellular component: nuclear chromosome. Gene Ontology annotation, biological process: reciprocal meiotic recombination; meiotic DNA double-strand break processing; DNA topological change.
UUCUCACAUUUCGCAAGCCCUAAUAAGUUAGAGAGACAAUCAGAGAAAAACCCAUUUCCCGCCUCCCCAUCAAAAUGGCCGACAGCACCUCCACCAAAUCCAGAAAACGCCGCCAACCCGACCCAGACUCCACCACCGAACUCCUCUUCAAAAACCUCCUAAAACCCGACUCUGUAAUCCUCCAAACUCUACAAUCCCUCGUAAUCUCCACUGCAUCCGCCUCCUCUUCAAAACCCCUCACUCUCUCCGACCUAUCACUGUCUUCCAGCUGUCGAGAAGUCGCCGACCUCUCGCUUACCUCUGUCCAAUCUGAGAUCGAAGCCUUAACCAUCUCCAUCGUCCAAUCAAUCCUCUCCGGUAAGGGCUUCUCCUUCAAUGUCCCCUCACGGUCUGCCACUAACCAACUCUAUGUCCCGGAACUCGACCGCAUUGUCUUAAAAGACAAAAAUACCCUCCGCCCUUUCGCUAACAUUUCAUCAGUCCGCAAAUGCACGAUAACUGCAAGGAUCCUUUCCUUAAUCCACCAGCUUUGUCUAAAAAGCAUUCAUGUUACAAAGCGAGAUUUGUUUUACACUGAUGUGAAGUUGUUUCAGGAUCAGACACAGUCUGACGCUGUUCUUGAUGAUGUUUCGUGUAUGCUUGGGUGUACUAGGUCUUCUCUUAACGUGAUUGCGGCGGAGAAGGGGGUGGUUGUUGGGAGAUUGAUUUUUAGUGAUAAUGGGGAUAUGAUUGAUUGCACCAAAAUGGGAAUGGGAGGGAAAGCGAUUCCACCGAAUAUUGAUAGAGUUGGGGAUAUGCAGAGUGAUGCAUUAUUUAUUUUGUUAGUUGAGAAGGAUGCUGCAUAUAUGAGGUUAGCUGAGGAUAGGUUUUACAAUCGUUUUCCAUGUAUUAUUGUGACUGCGAAAGGGCAGCCGGAUGUGGCUACAAGGCUUUUUUUAAGGAAAAUGAAGAACGAAUUGAAGCUGCCGGUUUUGGCAUUAGUUGAUAGUGAUCCAUAUGGGUUGAAGAUUUUAUCUGUUUAUGGCUGUGGGUCGAAGAAUAUGUCUUAUGAUAGUGCGAAUUUGACCACACCGGAUAUCAAAUGGUUGGGGAUUAGGCCUAGUGAUUUGGACAAGUAUAAGAUACCUGAGCAAUGUAGGUUGCCGAUGACUGAGCAGGAUAUCAAGACUGGGAAGGAUUUGUUGGAGGAGGAUUUCGUGAAGAAGAAUCCAGGGUGGGUUGAGGAGUUGAGUUUGAUGGUGAAGACUAAACAGAAGGCUGAGAUUCAGGCUCUGAGUUCGUUUGGGUUUCAGUAUUUAUCUGAGGUUUAUUUGCCUUUGAAGUUGCAGCAGCAGGAUUGGCUUUGAGGGCCAUUUGGGAGCUGAGGAAACACCAUUACGACUCACGUAAAUAUGGGGCAAGAAAUUGCAAGAGGUGGCUGAGAUUCCGUAAGUAACUCUGCUAGUACUUUCGAAGAAAGGGGAAAAUGAAAUUAGAACAGCCGUGCUAUUGGUAAGAAAGUAAUUGUUGUUUUUUGCAAGUAGAUAAUGAAGUUACUAGCCAGGUUUGUGUUAAACUGCAGGCUUUCAGCCAUUAUAAGUGGAGAGCAGAAUUAAAAACUACAGCUAAUUUUAGGGAAGAAAACGGAACAUAGCAGAAAUCACAGAAUCUUUUAUCCGAUAUUUUAUAGUGUAUUCCAUGGUACAACUGGAAAAUGGCAUCACAAGUCAGUGUUCAAAUGCAUUGACUUGUUCUGCGUUAUUAGAAGAAGAAAAAAGAAAAAAAUUUGGUUAUAUACAAAAUUUGUCAUUUGUACGUACAUAAAGAACAAUCACCUUCUGAUGGCACCUACCCUUCUCUGCAGCCAUUCAUGCAGUGAUUUCCGUCUAACCUUCAACCUCUGUGUAACUACUAUGGGGCGCCUUGUGGAAUAUGCCAUUUUCUUGUUCCUUGCUAACCUCACUACCAAGUCCGGACCUGGAUCUAGAGAGCUUUUCGAAUCUGUCUUUAUGGCAUCCAAAUGUCCUGGGACUGCAACCAGAACCUCAAGCCCUAACUCAUUCCGCAGAAGUUCAAUUAUUGCAUUUUUCACCUCUGAAUCUCGUUUAGAUGCCGGAUCUACUUUACUGACAUCCAAGGUGAUCCACAUGUCUUCUUUUACUGAAUAACCUGCAACAAGAAAUUAGCAUAACGUCAGAAUGCUCAAGGUUAUGUGCAUUCAGCCGCCUCAUGUACUAAUCACUCCCCCUUUUUGUUCGGGUAGAUUUCAAAUAUGUAAAUAUGCUCAAUGAUCCAUGAAGGGCACUGUUGCUACCA